AUGUCGGGAGAGCAGAUCUCUUCCCCGUCCAAGUACAGAGGGACGCAGGGCUGCAGAGUGAAAGGCUCCAUCCUGCAGAGGGAUCUGGCUGCUUCAGUCACCACCACCAUCCACGGGAAGCCAGUGGAGGUAGUUGAGGAGUACAAAUACAUGGGAGCCAUCUUUGACAACCUCCUGAAAUUUUCUGCCAACACAGAGGAGAUUCUCAGGAGGUGUCACCAACGGCAAUACCUCCUUAGGAAACUCAACUCCUUUGGAGUCAGCACACCCAUCAUGAUGACUUUCUACUAUGCCUUCCUGGAAAGCAUCAUGUCUUCUCCAUCACCUCCUGGUUCCACUCCCUCAGCCUUCAGAACGGGAACAAACUGCAGCACACUGCAUCAUGUCAAGUCCCUGUCUCUGUGCCUGUCCCAUGUUUCCAGUUUUGACAGUCUCAUGUGCUAUACUACUGGCCAAGCUGAAAGGGCCAACCAGGAGCUGGAAGCCAUGUUGCGGUGCGUUGCCUCCUUCAACCAGUCCUCCUGGAGUGAGCAGGUGGCCUGGGUGGAGUAUGCCCACAACACUAGCAACUCGAUGGCCAUGGGAGUGUCUCCCUUCCAGGCAUGCAAGGGAUGCCAACCCCCGCUCCUUUCCAUCACUGAGGGAGCAGAGUCUGAAGUCUGGAGAUUGGAUGUUGACAAGGCCAUGGAGAGGAAGUGCUGGUCCAGUCCACGGUGGGAAGGUCCAUAUCGGAUGCUGCUGACGACGACCACAGCGGUGAAGAUUGCUGAAAGGAUUACUUGGAUACAUCAAGCGCACUGCAAGAAGGUGACACACAUUCAGGCCAGUAAGUGGCAGGAAGACCGGGUACAAAGGGGGGGGAAAGCCUCCAGGGCCCCUCGUCUCAAUCCGGUGAAGAAACCAACUGAGCCACAGGUACUCAUCAGAAUGGCUGGGAAUGUGCUGUGCGCCUUCUUGAGCCUGUGGACCCUGAGUAGGAUGACAGGAGCGCACUGGGACAGAGCAAACCACACCCAGUACUCGCAUGGGGUUUUCAACAACUACUGGUGGCAGUUUAAGAACACAACCGCUCACAUCAAGAACGAGACCAAUGGUUAUGCUUGUGAUGCCACUGUGACAAAGCUGAAAAACCUAAUGGAGGAUAUGGACAUUGAACAGUACUAUGGAGAGAAGCUAUCGCUUGGCAGAAUACUUGAGAUUGAUAAGAAGACCAUCACUGAUCAACCUGUCAAGAGUAAUUCAGACCUUCCUUUGUGUUUUCUAAAGAAACUGAUGAUGGUUAAUGUGACAGCGAGAGAUGUGAAAUCAGUGUGUGAAUCAGACUCUGAUGAUAAAUCACGGGAUUCAAACUUAGAUCUUGAUGAUCUGUUUGAGAGCCCAAACACUGGUAGCAAGCUAAACCCCCUUGACAUAAUCACUGGUCUCUUUCUGGGUUCUGAUGUUUUUGUACAGCAAGAAAUGGCACUAAAAAUGUCCAUGUGUCAGUUCUCUGUUCCUCUGCUGCUUCCUAACCAUGACACCAAUCAGUGCACACUCAUGCUGUGGGCCAUGAGGGACAUUGUUAAGAAGUACAGACCUCAGUCUCUGUCAAAUUCCAAGGGCUUCAUUGAAGACAGAAUUGUUCUCUCUAAACUUCCAAUGAUCUCUUUUGUCAGACUGGGUGAGUGCUCCUUGUCCAAGUCAGAGAUUCUCAAUAAACUUCUGAGCAAUUCUCAGCAGUACCAUGAUACCUUUGUUCAUCGCAACAUGGAGUGUGGUGACAGUCCAAAGACAAUAUCCAACGGAAUGACUGAAAUGACUUGGUAUCUUCCGUGUGGAAACCCUAACAUUGAUAUUUUCAGUGAGCCAGUGGCUGUAGCUAACCUUCGUGGGGACAUUGCUUCAUUUGUAACACAAUACUCCUUUUUGUGUCAGACAUCUGCAGCAGUUUUUGUGUUCUUUGACCAUUUAGAUGCUGAGUUCAGUCUACUUACCAACCAAAAGCACAAGGGACAGAUCUUCUUAGUGGGUAACUAUGAGAGUAAGCACUUCAGUAAAGAUGCUCUGAAAAACUUAGCUGCUGAAAUGGGUUUGACUAAAUACAACAUCAUUAUUAAGACAAAACUGAAAAAUGAUGCUGACUUGGUAAAAGAUCUGAGAAAAACAAUCACAGAUGUAGUUGAAAACACAAGGAUGAAGAUGACAAUAGAGCAGAUGGCAGACAUUGCCCAUGAACUGGGGAUCCUGGUUGAUGAAGACUCUCCAGAGUGCCAGACUGCAAAGAAAAAUGCAGAAGCCAUCACUGCUGAAAUUACAGACAUCCUUAAAUACAAAGAGGAUCAGCUUCCCCGGCAAGGCCAAAUAUGGAAAGAACUGACCUGUUUAGAGAAGGAAGAAUUUCGACUUCGAAAUGUUGGCUCUGAAAAUAUAGAAGUUUACAAAAGUGAACUUCAGCUAAAGAAACAAGGGAUGCGGAAAAAGCAGAUCAAGUAUGACAUGUCGACGGCUAUGACAUGCUUCAUAAACGCAAUAUCAAGCCCAGGAACAGAGAGGUUUUAUUUCCUGAAAUGGAUGCGAAUGAACCUUGAUAACCUGUCUCGUAUAAAACUGUCUGAACUUCGGGAGAAAUAUAAAGAAAUAUCCAAGAACUCUGAGAACAAAGAGGAGAUCAAAGAAAUUGACAGACAAAUUUCCAACAGCUCUCUGGGGACUGAACACUUCUUCCGUGAAAUGGGUCAGAUCUAUGAAGCUUCACUGUCCCUUCCAAAAACAGAUCGAGCUCGUAAACAGUUGCAGCAUCUGCCCAAACUGUGUGCAGAGUUGUUACUUGAUGGAUUUCCUCUUGAGCUUGUAGAUGGAGAUGCAUCCAACAUCCCUCUCAGAUGGGUGAGUGAUGUUCUCUCUCAGCUCAGUGACUUGGUGUCUCCAAACAGAAAAAUACUGGUAGUCACAGUUCUUGGAGUUCAGAGCACAGGAAAGUCCACUCUCCUUAACACCAUGUUUGGAGUGCAGUUUGCAGUCAGCAGUGGUCGAUGUACUCGAGGUGCCUUUAUGUUGCUCAUCAAAAUCAAUGAAGACAUGAAAAAAGUCCUAAACUGUGACUUCAUGGUGAUCAUUGACACUGAGGGCUUAAAGUCACCAGAACUUGCACAACUGGACAACAGUUAUGAGCAUGACAAUGAGCUUGCUACACUUGUUGUGGGGCUGAGUGAUGUCACAGUUGUCAAUGUUGCAAUGGAGAAUUCAACUGAAAUGAAGGACAUCCUACAAAUAGUUGUGCAUGCUUUUCUCAGGAUGAAGGAGGUGGGAAAAAAGCCGAAAUGUGUGUUUGUUCACCAGAAUGUGUCCGAUGUUUCAGCCCAUGAGAAGAACUCACGAGACAGGAAACUGCUCCUGGAACAGUUAAAUGAGAUGACCCAGGCAGCAGCCAAAAUGGAAAAGAAAGAGGAGAACAAGAGCUUCACUGAUGUGAUGGAUUACAGUCCAGACACUGGGAACUGGUACAUUCCUGGACUCUGGAAUGGAAACCCACCAAUGGCACCAGUCAAUGCAGGGUACAGUGAGGCUGUAUAUGAGCUCAAGAAAAACAUCAUCCAACUGCUGGGAAACUGUGAGUCGUCUGCUAAUGAUAUAUUGGAGUUUAAAAAGUGGAUGACAAGUCUGUGGACUGCAGUAAAGCAUGAAAACUUCAUCUUCAGCUUCAGAAACAGUCUAGUAGCUGAUGCAUACAUGAGACUCUGCACAGAAUUCAACAAAUGGGAGUGGGAAUUCAAAAAAGAAAUGUACACCUGGGUAACAAACGCAGAAACAAGAAUCUCCAAUUUUGGUAACCUUGCUGGUAAAUGUGAAUCUUCUGACAUGAGAGACUUUCUCACACACUUGAAAACUGAAGCCACCACAGUGCUGUCCAAAUGGGAGAAAAAGCUUCUUGACAAUCUGACACAGUAUUUCAAGCAAACAGAGGGUCAUGUUUAUCUUGUAGAAGGAUACAAAGAGGAAUUCGCAAACAGUGCAAAGAGCCUUCGGCGUGAAAUGGAAAGAUCUGUUUUUAAUCAGCUCACUGUAGCAGCAGAAAUCAGAGAGAAAAGGGCAGAAAUUGAAAAAAUCAAAGAAAAUCAUACAAAAGAGAUUGAAAAGGCAGUUUGUGCACUAAUUGAUGAAUGUCGGAAAAAGAAUAUCCAAAUGGGAAAGAUAGAACUGGAAAAUGAAUUUCACAAGAUGUGGAGUGAAACUCUGAAGAAACUUUCUUUUUCUAAACAAAGGACAACAGAUGUCUUCACCAGCGUAUAUCACUGCCUGAGAAACAAUCUGUCACACAGGGGGAGUCAUGUAUGUGAAUUGUUAAGCCAACAGCGUCUGCAAGACUGUGGAAACGAGCCUUUCAAAUAUACAAGUGAACGACAAAUGGAGAGAUUUGCUCAGAAACUGAGUAUGAUUUUCAACAUUCAAGAUCCAAUAAUGGCGGUACAAAAACUGGCUGACAGCAUCAUAGAUGCCUGCACUCAGUUUGUAAGUGAAACAGUAAAAAGAAAAAACAAUUACACUGACACUUACAUCCAGGAUAUCUUACAAAUGAUUGAGGAGAAACUACAAAAAUAUAAAGAUGUUAAGACAGACAGCAAGUUUGAAGUUUCUCUGAAACAGUACAUCUGUGGAUUUGCAGCCAGAGCGUUUCAGAAAAUGCACGAAGAUUUCAUCCAAGCAAAUGAUCCCUACAGAUGUCUGGAAAAAAACAAGGAAAAGUUUCUUGAUGAUUUCAAAGAUAUCUUCAAUAAAAGAGACCAGUGUCAGAAGAAGACAGAAGAAUUCACCAACAAAUGUUUAAAGCCUGCUGUUGAAGACUUUGUGAGUCGAUCCCUGGGACCUGAUAUCAUUGAUGAAAUGCGGAGAUGUGAGCAGUUCAGCACACGAAUGUCCUUUCAGUAUUCAGUUUUACUGGAUUUACUUUCCAACGAUGAUCUUAAAAAAUAUGUGAGCUACAUUGACUCAUAUGAGAAGUAUGUCAAGACAUGGAUACUCAACAAAAUAGUGGAGCACUUUUCAACUGUGUCAAAUAUAUCUGAGUUUGAGUACAGACAUCUCCAGUCAUGUAUCAAAAGCAUAAAUGAUUCCAUCAACAAGGCCAAAACAGGAAAGAGUGAUGACUUGAAGACAUUUGUUGAAGAUAUUUGUAAAGAACUUGGUCAUAAACUGGUCAUUUCCCAGGAUGCUGUUGGUGCUUUCAUGAUCCUGAAUAAUGCUAACAAGGAACAGUUUGCUAAAUGGCUCACAGUGUCUGUGAAUAAAAUGGAAGUUGAUGUUAAAAUAAAGUUUAAAAACUCAAACUUUGAAACGAAACUAAAACACCUCAAUGUGAAUCCCCAGAAUGAGCUUUUCAACAAACUGGUUGGUUGUGGCAAACAGUGUCCAUUCUGCAAAGCCCCCUGUGAUGCAGGAGGAGGAGGCCAUACUGAGCACUUUGCUUUACUGCAUCAGCCUCAGGGUCUGGAGGUCUUCGCGCCCUGGGGGUUCUGUCUCAUUUCUGCCAGAGGUUUCCACACCUGGUGGUUCUAUCUCACCUCAGCCCGGGGUCUCAACAACUGCUGGCUCUGUAUCUGUCUCCACUGGGGGGUCGGAGGGGUUCAGCUGUCUACUGUUCCUGCUGGAGGUCCAAAGGGGUUGCUUCAGCCUUUUGUCUGA
Molecule: messenger RNA, 5658 nt
Organism: Oreochromis niloticus (Nile tilapia)
Lineage: Eukaryota; Metazoa; Chordata; Actinopteri; Cichliformes; Cichlidae
Product: interferon-induced very large GTPase 1-like
Exons: 7
Coding region: 1-5658 (1885 amino acids)
Molecular function (GO): GTP binding; nucleic acid binding
Source: RefSeq, a predicted model, not a curated record